UGAAAGGCGGACAACUCUGGUGUCACGCCGUUACAUUUCCGUCAAGCUAAGCACAUAUGAAGCAAAUGUGCUCAGGUUUAUUAUUAUUAUUUAUUUAAUUGUUUAAGGUUGUUGGUUGAAUUGUCUUGAUGGACUGUGUGGAGCAGAGUAACGCAGACGCAGAAGCGCCCUCUGUUAUCGGCCGAUAUUUCACACGGUGGUACAGAGCAGAUAUGAAGGGAAAAUUGUGUGAGGAUCAUUGCAUCUUACAACAUUCAAACAGGUUGUGCGUUGUGACCUUAGCAGAAACUCAUCCGAUACUUCAGGAUGGACGCGCAAUCAAAAGCAUCAAUUACCAGAUCAGUAACGGCUGCAGUCGCUUGAAUAAUAAAGUGUCCGGGAAGUCCAAACGGGGGGCACAGUUCCUUACAGAUUUUGCACCUUUGUGCAGGAUAAUGUGCUCAGAUGACACGGAGUACACAAUCUACAGUUGCAUAAGGGGGCGUCUUCUGGAAGUCAAUGAGAACAUUUUAGAAACCCCAAAUCUCUUGCUAGAAAAGCCGUCUACUGAAGGAUAUAUUGCUGUCAUCCUUCCAAAGUUUGAGGAAAGCAAGAGCAUAACUGAAAACCUCCUGACAAGAGAAGAGUUUGAGGCUGUCGUUUCCAAACGCAGUUUGUCACAACCCCCCUAAUGGAUCAUUGAAGACUAACCUGAUCCGAAAGAGUUUCUUUGGUUUUCUCCUCUCACUCUCUCUCCAGGUUGGUUCAAAACAAAGACUGAGAAAGUUGACUGACUGACUCUCCUGUAAGACACUUUUAUGCAACAGAAGGAAAGUGCCUUCAGUUUAUCAUGUUACAAAGACCCCAGGAUGUUUUCAACUUAAAAGUGCUUUAAUUGUGACUAAUUUGUUUUAUGUUAUUUGAGUAAUAUAAGAGAAAGCAACAAAGUCUUCUGUGAAAUGCUGCAGAUAAUUUGCAGGUGUAUUGUGUUGUUUUUGUUAAUAAAAAAAUCAAACAAAUGUAUGAAAAAUAUUUUUUAUUUAUUUUCUCACCUUUUUAUCAGCCUUUCAACAAAAAAAAUAGAUGGUCCAAAACUAGAUGUUUUUUUUAAAUCCGUGGUGGCAUUAUAAUGUCCAGAAUAUCUAGUUGCUUUCAUAAAAGAUACAGAAUUUCCCUAAAGCCUACUAUAUAUUGUAGAUUUGAGUCAUUAUCUCCAGUUCUCACAGUACCAUAGUGAUUACCUUCAGAUCCACAUCAACUGCUUUAAGUACCACACUACAUAUUUAAACACCUCAUAAACUAUAAUACAUAUUGGCCUGUUUGGCAGCUUCACACUGAUAGUCUUCAUAACAAGUACACUUGACGGUUCUAUUCGAUGCCCGUUCACAACUCUUAAAUCCGACGGAUGAUUUGGUUUCGCUUAACAUGCUUUAAAAUAAAAUCCUGAUUCCUCAGCAGCUUUACUCACCAACUCUAGCUUUUUCUUGUCACUCAAAGGAAAAAAAUAUCUCCGCUAAUGUUUUUCAAUCAUUUGGCAUGAAUCCUAUUUUUCUAUCAACAUGUCACAUGGGGAAUGUUCUAUAGUAAAUGCUAUGGCAAAUAUAGUGUUUUUUUGUUUUUUUAUGUGAUCUGCUUGGAAGUGACAUUAUGGCAGUCACACAUGUUGCCACCAUGCUUGUGCAACACAGUUACAAUACAUCAAAAAACAAAGGGGGGUCGGACACACAGGCACGUUGAGACAACAGAUGUGUGGCUGAACUAUGACUCCUAACAAACAGGAUUCCAACACAGCCUGGAGAAGCUUUCAAUCUGCUCUUAGUAUUUUUGAGGUCUGGAUAAGUGUGGAAAAUUGUUGGAUAUUCCAGUUUUAUUUUUCCAUCUAAGGUAUUUUCAGUCCAAAAAUUCUUAAAGAUGCAUUUAUUAUCUUUGAAUAGAAGCAUCACACUUGAUUUUAUUGUUUCAGCAUUUUGGUUUUUCACUUAAUGACUGAAUGCACACUCAACAUUUUAAAAAGGGGGCAGUAGUUUUAUUUAUUUAUUUGUCUAAGCAAAUUCAAUUGGAACAGCAUACGUGGUUCUUAAAGUUAGUGGGAUUAUAAUGCCAGACAAAGAAAAAACUGCAGCUUUUGGUACCAAAGCACACAAACUGUGCUUUUAAAUAAUCUGCUUUUAGUCUGACACUUUGACAAAUCCAGGAGUUAAAGAUUUUGAAGUAGACUUCGUGUAAUAUACUCCAGAUGCCUCUAAACCACACAGAAAACUGGUGGCCAAUUUCAUGAUUUUGUGAAAAGACCUCGUUUUUGUUCUGUUUAUCUACAGAAUGCUAGAAAAAAAAUUUUUUAACUGAAAACGUAUGAAAUUUGUAUAUGAAUGUUGAGGAACCCUGAAAAUCAAAAUUGAGUCAAAAAUCUGUUAAAUUUGAAGGCUGAUUGUUGACUAGUGGUUCAUGCUAAGUACCUAAAGUGGAGUGAAUCCACCUCGUUGGACAUACAGAGCUUCAGUUUGCAUUUCUUUCUUGGCACACCUUCAGAGUUAUCCCCCACGUGCCAAAUUCAAUCUAUCUGACCCGAAGGCAGUCAUCUUUGCCUUGUAGUUCAAGUCCAGGCUAUAGUGGUAGGAGGGGAUGAUGGGAUAAUUUCACAGAGGUAAGGUUGGCUAUGUGGUGCUCUGACAACAACAGUGGG
Molecule: messenger RNA, 2662 nt
Organism: Xiphophorus couchianus (Monterrey platyfish)
Lineage: Eukaryota; Metazoa; Chordata; Actinopteri; Cyprinodontiformes; Poeciliidae
Gene: abitram
Product: actin binding transcription modulator
Exons: 6
Coding region: 129-671 (180 amino acids)
Biological process (GO): regulation of filopodium assembly; regulation of actin filament polymerization; dendrite morphogenesis
Cellular component (GO): dendrite; nucleus; filopodium tip
Molecular function (GO): actin filament binding; actin monomer binding
Source: RefSeq, a predicted model, not a curated record